Molecule: messenger RNA, 402 nt
Organism: Parascedosporium putredinis
Lineage: Eukaryota; Fungi; Ascomycota; Sordariomycetes; Microascales; Microascaceae
Source: the annotation of a GenBank genome assembly
AUGCUCGUACCAAGCCCAUUACGCAUGGACGACGACAUGGCCCUCUAUCACCCGCAACGCGCGACAACGCUAACAACAUCCGAAAACUCAGAGCGCUCCACGAGGAAUGGCGCAUUUUUAAAAUGGGUGGGUCGCAAGUUGCGGGAUCUCAACUCGGCGAUUUCUGGAUGCCAACCCUUAAGGAUCACCCUUACCCAGAAUCGCGGAAUAGAUUUUUGGGUUACAAUCGGGCGUUACAAGGCAUCAUAUGGCGACGCCACGGAUUGGAAGCAGCACAGCGGUGGCGAGGCGGAAGGGAAAUGCUUGGUGAUGCCGCCAUAUUUCAUUACCAACAUGGAGGAGGCCAAGCGUAACAUGAUAAAGGCUCAUCGUGACGGGGAGGUCGCUGCUUGGAACAGCUGA